UUGUCACUUCCGGUUGAUAUGACAAAGUGACGUCACGCUGUAUUAUUAGAGGAAAGAAAGAACGGAAAGUGUAUGUCAAUAUUGUGAGUUAAAUCACCUCCACAUGACAGCGUUUGGUAUCUCAGAACUGUUGUGAAUGGUAGCUUGAUUUCUGCUACAUCGUUUUGAUUCUAUUUCAGUUCGCUUUUCGUUUGACACCAUGAACAGCCUGUCGUUCAGCGAGCUAUGUUGCUUGUUUUGUUGUCCGCCAUGUCCAUCAAGAAUAGCAGCAAAGUUGGCCUUCCUUCCUCCAGAGCCAACAUAUUCACUGAUAUCAGAUGAAACGGGUUCAAAAUAUAGCCUCCACCUUACUGACAGGGCUGAAUGGCAGUACACUCAGCGAGAACUAGACUGUAUUGAAGUGUUUAUGACAAGGACUUCAAGGGGAAACAGGAUACCAUGCAUGUUUGCAAGGUGUUCCCCCAAUGCUAAAUACACUCUUCUCUUCAGUCACGGCAAUGCAGUAGAUUUGGGCCAAAUGAGCAGCUUCUACAUAGGACUAGGAUCCAGAAUCAACUGUAACAUUUUCAGCUAUGACUAUUCAGGCUACGGUGCCAGCUCGGGGAAACCGUCGGAGAAAAAUCUCUAUGCAGACAUUGAUGCUGCAUGGCAAGCUCUGCGAACAAGAUAUGGUAUAAGUCCACAAAAUGUAGUUUUGUAUGGACAGAGUAUCGGCACAGUGCCUACUGUAGAUCUUGCGUCCAGAUAUGAAGUUGGUGCAGCUAUUCUCCAUUCUCCACUGAUGUCCGGCAUGAGAGUGGCAUUCCCAGAUACAAAGAGGACAUGGUUCUUUGAUGCUUUUCCUAGUAUUGACAAAGUACCAAAGAUAACGUCUCCAGUUCUAGUUAUACACGGAACAGAAGAUGAAGUAAUAGACUUUUCUCACGGACUAGCCAUACACGAGCGAUGCCCCAGGGCAGUGGAACCACUUUGGGUUGAAGGUGCGGGGCACAACGAUGUGGAACUCUACGGACAAUAUUUAGACCGACUUAAACAAUUCAUAAAUGUUGAAUUGGCGGUCAAUUGACCCACGGAGAACAUAAUGCAGCCAGUUCAGGAAGAGUUGAUAUAAUCAUCAGUUCCUGAUGUCACAUGGAUCUGUGUUGUUGAAUGUCUGUAAGCUCUGGUACAUGGACAACAAUGGAAAUAUAGCAUAACCAGCCAUAUCAAGAAUUAAUUAUACAAAUUGGUCUGUUGUCAUUCUUGUAACAUUAAAACUGUUUUGUUCCUACAAUGUAUGACAUCUAAAUGUAUUUCCACAUAUUCAUAAAACCUCAAGUGUGUAUUUUUUUUUAUACCGGUACCAUGUUUUUUUCUUGUUUAAGAUUUCUUAGUGUUCAUUUACGUACGUAGGUUCCCAUUGAGUGAUUCUGUACGUGAGCAUGGCUGGAAGAUUGCUAACUUAGUAGUCUAAUUUCUGUACCAGUAUCUGAACAUAUAGACUAGACCAUAUUUUUUGACAAACUUCAUUCACCUAGUAUAUACAUGAGCAUGCCUGGAAGUAGCAAAGGUUCUGUAUUAUACAAUUUUGACAAAUUGACAAGCUGAUUUUUGUUUAAUGUUUAUAUGAUACCCGGUACCACGGACUUGGAUAGCAAUCAAAUCUUAUUCCGUGCCGGUACUGGGAACAUAAUAUAUUACCCAUCUUCAUUCAGUUAUUAAAUUUAUAUUUUCACAUCUUGGAGCGUACCAUAAUCAAAUCAGUUUUCAAUUAUUUUAUUAUAAAACUUUGCAAUUAUUUCAUAAGGAAUUUGUUUUAUUUUUGAAGAAGAAAAAAGACAGAUGAAAAUCCCUGAAAAAACAAUAACCCUAGUACAUGUAGGAAGAAGGCAAAGAAAUCAACAGAAAUGUUACUGUGAUGUUAAUUCAAUUUGUUGAAGGUUUUCAUAAUUUCUACUCGAUUGCUAGCAGAUGAUUUCAGUCUAUACUGCAUCCCUACAGUACAGCAACAUCACCUAAUAGAAUUUGAUUGUACUUUUUUUUUUCAAACCAGCAAGAACAUGUCAUGUUUCAGGUUGUUGACUUUUUAAAUGUGGUUGUUUGCAUUGACAAUUGUCUAUUUAUAAAAGGGAAUAUAACGACCUCAUUAUGCUGUUUUGAUGGAGGGAAUAUAUGUAAAUUGACAUUAAACCCUUGUUUAAUAAAUUAUUCAGCUUAAUUUUAUGAAUGAAUGACUGUUACAAUUACAGUGGUGUCAUAUUUUCGUAACCGGUAAUUGUCGACAUCAAUAUUAAAGCAGCUCUCUUUGUUAAACUUAACUUCGUACAUUUGCCAAUGUAAUGUAUCAUUUGGACAAGAAAACAUGGACUGUGAAAAUCUUGAUUUCCCACGAUUUGUGUAAAUGUGUCAUUCUCUCAUGUAUAUUCUCAUGAACCACGAGUAUGAUUCAUGGCUUGGCCUAGAAUUAGGUCAUUACGUGGGAGAGAAGUAUUACAGACGGUAUAUGUGUACAUUGUACAAAUACGAUAAAUUAAUAGUGGAGUGGAUUUGUGAUAAAUAUCAAUGUUUAUACAAUUUCAUUUUGACAUCAUCCUUGGAAUAUUUAGCUGUGUAACAAUCAUCAGAUUAUAUUACAAUGUACAUUUAUGCUUCAAAUGUGAUAUUGCUUGUUUUUGUUAUAAAAAAUUUGUAAACUUUUGGCUAGGAUGUUUGAUCAGUUACAACUUUGACAUGAAUGUUUUAUGCAUGUGACGUAUAUAUAUGUAAAUUUAAUAUCGUCGAGAAGUCGUAAAACAUCGGCUUAUCAAAGAUUUUCGUGAAUAUACAAUUAAACUGUACUAUAUACAUUGUAUAUAUUUAAUGUUCAAUUAAGAUUGGGAAAUAGUUCAAAGAGGAAAGAUUUUUAAUGGCUAAAAAUUAAACGACAAGAUUUUUAUUUGUGUCAUUCAAGUGUUGUAAAAUGAUUCAUAUGCUGAGAUAGCCACUAAAACUCAUCAUCCCUGUUCAACGUGGUAUGGCACACAUCCCAAUCCCAUACACACCGGUACCAACGGGCUGCAGCCUGUGCCAUGCCCAGGCAUCCCUGAUCUGUUGUUUUAGGUUCCCAGGUCAUUGGUUGAAUUAUGGACCGCUUUUGUCUUUUCAAACUUCAGGAAAUUGGUAUAGAAGGUUUUGUGAAUAAUAGCAGUAAGUUUACUUCAGAUAGAGUUCAGCACAUUGGG
This is a messenger RNA of Mizuhopecten yessoensis (Yesso scallop), 3200 nucleotides long. RefSeq names its product protein ABHD17B-like. Gene Ontology annotation, biological process: protein depalmitoylation. The record is from RefSeq and is a predicted model, not a curated record. The transcript is spliced from 2 exons. The coding region runs from base 200 to 1066 and encodes 288 amino acids. Lineage: Eukaryota; Metazoa; Mollusca; Bivalvia; Pectinida; Pectinidae. Gene Ontology annotation, cellular component: plasma membrane; endosome membrane. Gene Ontology annotation, molecular function: palmitoyl-(protein) hydrolase activity.